Molecule: messenger RNA, 2553 nt
Organism: Miniopterus natalensis
Lineage: Eukaryota; Metazoa; Chordata; Mammalia; Chiroptera; Miniopteridae
Source: RefSeq, a predicted model, not a curated record
GCUCUAGCCCCCACCCACCCUUCCAGCUGGCUCUGCAUCCUGCUCAGACACUCCCGCUUUGGGGCCCUGCCACCCCCCCCACCUGUGUCUCAGGACUUGUGCCUGGAACUGUCCCAGCUGAACUGGCCCAAGGUCCCGGCUAUGGCAGCGGCUACCAUAGUGCACGACACGUCUGAGGCGGUGGAACUGUGCCCUCUCUACGGCCUCUACCUGAAGCCCAUCACCAAGAUGACCAUCAGCGUGGCCCUCCCGCAGCUGAAGCAGCCGGGGAAGUCCAUCUCCAACUGGGAGGUGAUGGAGAGGCUGAAGGGCAUGGUGCACAACCACCAGUUCUCCACGCUACGCAUCUCCAAGAGCACCAUGGACUUCAUCCGCUUCGAGGGCGAGGUGGAGAACAGGAGCAUGGUCAAGUCUUUCCUGGCCUGCCUGGACGGCAAGACCAUCAAGCUCAGCGGCUUCUCCGACAUCCUCAAGGUGCGGGCCGCCGAGUUCAAGAUCGACUUCCCCACCCGCCACGACUGGGACUCUUUCUUCCGGGACGCCAAGGACAUGAAUGAGACGCUGCCCGGAGAGCGGCCGGACACUAUCCACCUGGAGGGGCUGCCCUGCAAGUGGUUCGCCCUGAAGGAGUCGGGCUCCGAAAAGCCCAGUGAGGAUGUCCUAGUCAAGGUGUUUGAGAAGUUUGGGGAGAUCCGGAACGUGGACAUCCCCAUGCUGGACCCCUACCGGGAGGAGAUGACUGGGCGCAACUUCCAUACCUUCAGUUUCGGGGGCCACUUGAACUUCGAGGCGUAUGUCCAGUACUGUGAAUACGCCGGCUUCAUCCAGGCCAUGAGCGCCCUGCGUGGGAUGAAGCUCAUGUACAAGGGGGAGGACGGCAAAGCCGUGGCCUGCAACAUCAAGGUCUCUUUCGAUUCAACCAAACAUCUAAGCGAUGCCUCCAUCAAGAAGCGGCAGCUGGAGAGACAGAAACUGCAGGAGCUGGAGCAGCAGCGGGAGGAACAGAAGCGGCGAGAGAAGGAAGCCGAGGAGCGACAGAGGGCCGAGGAGAGGAAACAGAAGGAACUGGAAGAAAUGGAGAGGGAGCGAAAGAGAGAGGAGAAGCUGCGCAAGAGGGAGCAGAAGCAGAGGGACCGCGAGCUCCGCCGCAACCAGAAGAAGCUGGAGAAGCUGCAGGCGGAGGAGCAGAAAAAGCUGCAGGAGAAGAUCAAGCUGGAGGAGCGGAAGCUGCUGCUGGCCCAGCGCAACCUGCAGUCCAUCCGGCUGAUCGCAGAGCUGCUGAGCCGCGCCAAGGCGCUGAAGGUCCAGGAGCAGGAGCAGAAGGAGCAGGCCCUGCGGCAGCAGCAGCUGGAGGAGCGGCGGCGGCUGCAGGAGGCUGAGCUGCGGCGCGUAGAGGAGGAGAAGGAGCGAGCGCUGGGGCUGCAGAGGAAGGAGCGGCAGCUGCGCCAGCGCCUGCUUAGCAUCCUGCUGAGCAAAAAGGCGGACGACCCGCAGGCGCCGGACGAGCUGGGCGUUGCGCCCGCGGACCUGCUGCAGCCUGUGCUGGACAUCCUGCAGACGGUGUCGGCGGGGUGUGUCGGCGCGACCUCCCCGCGUCUCCCCGGGGGCCCGCCGCCCCCCGGCACCCCGAAGGAGACCCCGCUGCGGCCGGAGAUGGAGUGCACUCCCCGAAACGUGAACGGGAACGUGGCCGAGGACACCCAGGGCAGGGACCAGCAGCCGCCUGGCCCAGCCGCCCCCAACACCACCUCGCCCGAGAAAAGGUGCCCGGCCGUUCUUUCCUGCAUCCCCGACAAUAACCAGCAACCCAAGGGCGUCCCCACCUCCUGCGACCAGAAUGUACCCCGGAAGGACGCCAUUUCAGAGCUAGACAAGUGCAACCGGGAGCCCAGCAAGGGUCAGGGCCGGGCCGGCGGGGACCCGGGCGGCGAGGACAGACACACGAGGGAUCGGAGCCGGUCGCAGCGGGCCGGCAGCCGGGAGGACGGGAGGCCACGCAAGGAGCGGAGAUCCCAUAAGAAACGCUCCCACCAGGACGACAGCCCCCACCGGCGCAGCUCAAGCCCCACUCAUGCCCGGUCACGAAAGUCCCACAGCAAAGACCGCUCGGGCCACCGAGAGAGGAGCCGUGACCGCAGGGGUGGCUCAGGGAGGAAGCACAGCCGCCAUCGCCGCAGCCAGAGGUCCCGUUCGGGGUCCCCCAGCCGGCACCGCAGCACCUGGGACAGGUAAUGCAGGGCAUGGUCUGCCCCAUCCUGGAAGAUCAGGACCUGGGGGAGCAGCCUGGUUCUUCUGCUCGCUGCCUCAGAAACGCACGUCCCAGGAGCCUCAGCGUGGACAAGGGCAGUGCUUACGACUCCUCUCAACGCAGGUGGCCCUUGGGUUCCGCAGUGGGACCCAAGACCUUAGUUUCCCUUAAGAUGUUGACAGAUAGCUUUAAUCUCGCCAGUUCUCUCUGUCUGCAGAAAAGCUCAGAGCCUAAUGCGAGAGACGGCUGACCCGCCCUGUGACCAGGCAGUGCAGGAUCUCAGUACCACUCAGCGACCCCCUCUU